Elephantulus edwardii (Cape elephant shrew) is the source of this 1095-nucleotide messenger RNA. It is a transcript of the gene FFAR4, whose product is annotated as free fatty acid receptor 4. Gene Ontology annotation, molecular function: G protein-coupled receptor activity; peptide binding. The record is from RefSeq and is a predicted model, not a curated record. NCBI's taxonomy places the organism in Eukaryota, Metazoa, Chordata, Mammalia, Macroscelidea, Macroscelididae. Bases 1 to 1095 code for a protein of 364 amino acids. Gene Ontology annotation, cellular component: membrane. The transcript has 3 exons. Gene Ontology annotation, biological process: G protein-coupled receptor signaling pathway.
AUGUUGUCCCUUGAGUGCGCGCUGGCAGCGGGCGCGGGGCCCCAGAGCAGCCUGAAGCAAGCCAAUCUCACCCGCUUCCCCUUUUUCUCCGACGUCAAGGGGGACCACCGGCUGGUGCUGAGCGUCGUGGAGACAGUGGUGCUGGCGCUCAUCUUUGCCGUCUCGCUGCUGGGCAACGUGUGCGCCCUGGUGCUGGUGGCGCGCCAACGGCGCCGCAGCAGCACCACCACCAGCCUGGUCCUCAAUCUCUUCUGCGCCGACCUGCUCUUCACCAGCGCCAUCCCGCCGGUGCUGGCCGUGCGCUGGACCGAAGCCUGGCUGCUGGGCCCGGCCGCCUGCCACCUGCUCUUCUACGUGAUGAGCCUAAGCGGCAGCGUCACCAUCCUCACGCUGGCCGCCGUCAGCCUGGAGCGCAUGGUGUGCAUCGUGCGGCUGCGGCGCGGCGCGCGGGGCCAGGGCUGCCGGGCGCAGGCCGCGCUGCUUGCGCUCAUCUGGGGCUACUCGGCGCUCGCCGCGCUCCCGCUCUGCGCCUUCUUCCGAGUCCUCCCCCAGCAGCUCCCCGGCGCCGAAGAGGAAAUCCCAAUUUGCACUCUGGUUUGGCCCAGCCUUGCAGGAGAAAUCUCGUGGGAUGUAUCUUUUGCCACUUUGAACUUCUUGGUGCCUGGACUGGUCAUUGUAAUCAGUUACUCCAAAAUUUUACAGAUCACGAAGGCAUCAAGGAGGAGGCUUACCGUGAGCCUGGCGUACUCAGAGAGCCACCAGAUCCGAGUGUCCCAGCAGGACUUCCGGCUCUUCCGCACGCUCUUCCUGCUCAUGGUCUCCUUCUUCAUCAUGUGGAGCCCCAUCAUCAUCACCAUCCUCCUCAUCUUGAUCCAGAACUUCAAGCAAGACCUGGUCAUCUGGCCAUCUAUCUUCUUCUGGGUGGUGGCCUUCACAUUUGCCAAUUCAGCCCUGAACCCCAUUCUCUACAAUAUGUCGCUGUUUAGAAAUGAAUGGAGGAAGAUUAUUUGCUGCUGCUUCUUCUUUCCUGAAAAGGGAGCCAUUCUUACAGAUACGUCUGUAAAAAGAAAUGAUUUGUCCAUUAUUUCCAGCUAA